AAAUCUGUUUUUCAAAAUAAUCUUUUUUAGAAAUAUUUGGGUAUUUAAAAAAAAAUACCACUUUUUUUUGCUUUUUGUUCUAACUACAUUGUAGGGUUGUUUUGAGGACUACAUAAGUUAAUGCACAGAAAGCACUUAGAACAACGCCCAGCACUUCAUAAACAUUCCUUAAAGUGUAGCUAUUAGAAUGAUAAUUGUAAUGUUUAUCUUUCUGCUUUUCUAAUGAUUUGGUUGCAUUCUAUUUAACCAUUGAAAGAAUCUACUGUCAUCUGUUUUUUUAGUUUCCAGUAUUAAGGGUCAGCCACUAAUGCAUAAUUUUAUUUUCUGCUUUUUAAAUUGGUAAUGCGGUCAUGGGAACAGAAAGUUGCUAUGGUCUCACCACAGUUUCCACAUUUGCCAGUUUUUAUGCAGGCCUGAGCAGAAGUAGAAGAGUUAGGGGUGUGAGGAGGUAGAAUUAAUGAGGAAUGAAAACUUAUCUCUUAAUUCUCUUAGCUGGGUGGGUCCAGAACAUGUUUUCACUUCGAUAGUAACAAAUACUUUAGUACAGGAAAGAAAGAAAAUAUGUAAGACAUGGUUCCUCCCUCAAAGACUGUGUAAUCCAGUGAGAUGUGAAGAUGGGUGCCAAAGUGUAUGUACCUGAUGAUGAAUUCGACCCCUCGGCAUUGCCCAAUGGGCCAAAAGGGGCAUCGCCUAUGGUGGAAAAUGGCCACUAGAUGGCAGUCACUCCAUGGUCACCAGACAGAAUGUCCUAAAAUUACUUGCAUCUGUGAUGAUGAUCUACCAAAAAAAAAACAGAUUUAUUUCCAAGAAUGAUAAAGACCGCAGAUUCCCUCUCACCUUUGUAAAUUCAUUCUACUGUUUGCAAGACCUAUCAUCUAAUACAUUACCUUUAAUAAUGGAGAUGCAAGAAAAUAUCUAAUUCAAUUCCCCUGAAAAUAAACUUAUACUAAUUUGGGAAGUGUUUACCUAGCUUUGAAUUUUAGAUGUGUCUUUAAAGCAUUUACUAAAUAAAUCUACUUUAAAGCAUUUUAAUAGCAUAAAAUGGUAUUGGAGACAGCUUAAUAGAACCACAGAAUAUGUAUCUUAUAAUACAUAUUUGGAAUGUCAAAGGUAAACUGGGAAUAAAACUAUAUGACUUCAUCCUCAAUUUUACUGAGUUGAUGAGUCUACUUUUGGUACCUACUACAUAAAAAACAUGCUGCUACUUAAGGAACUUUGAAGGCAAAUAAACAUAGUUCUUAUUCUUAAUAGAUUUCCUGUGGUUUUCAGAACAAAUCAGUCAAAUACACAAAUCUAAACAAAUUACUCAGUGUCUAAUCACAGCAAUUUCUAAAAGAUGUUUUUGAGUAGCCAUCAAUUAGAAGUCAGUUUGCCCUAUCAGACAGCAUGUAACCCUCACGUUUUAAAACAUCCAUAGUGAAUAAUGAGCAAAAACAAUAUAAGUGUACUACUAAUGUAGUCAAAGCGUGUACUUUGAUUGCUAAUAAAACACUUGAGUCUGGGAGUUCCAAAUGUAAAUCCUGGUUCUACCACUUCCCAAACGUCAGUUGCUUUCUGUAGCUUGUCUAACAUCAUUUUUUUGAUUUGUGAAAUAAGGACAUUUAACAGUGCCUGUCUUAGAGUUACUGUAAAAAUUAACACCUAUAAGGAGCUUAGCACAGUGCCUGAUAUGUGCUAUGUGUUAGGAAGUAUUGCUCAAAUGAUUUCAGGUUACCAAAAGGAGGAUUCAUGAGGAAUCUUUCCUAUUUCCAAGGUCACUGAUAUUUUGACCAUGAUCCUUUCACUGUCGUUUUUAUCUAGACAUACAAAUGCUUUACUUGUAGGCUUGCAUCCUCUACUUGUUGCUCCUAUUAAAUAACUUUUUCCUACAAGAUAAUGUAGUUUAUACUUGUGCUAAAUAACUGUGAUAAUUGGUAGCCAUCGGUCUGUUCUUUGGUGCAUAGCUGGCUGUCUUUGAGCUUUCUCCAGAAUGCUAUAGAUCUUUACAGGGUACUAACCAGAAGAUAAUCACUCUUUUAGUCACGUACUCAGCAAAUUUUAAGAAAAAAAGAGUUACCUAAUUAAAGAACUUACCACGUAAACCUGCUGCCCUAGAAUUUUAUCAGCCACUUCCACAAGGUGGUGGGAUGAGUUCAUUAGGUUCCCAGGGAAAGCACUACCCUGAGGUGUAGGUUUUUUCAAGUCACAUUCAAUAUUCUGAGUGACUAAGGCUCACCAUCUCCAUUGUUCUUCAUCUCUCUUCAGAACAUCUCCCUAGAGAGCAUCAGACCAUAUCUUAGUUUGACCUUGAUUUGCUGUAUGAAGGUCUCAACCAUCCUAUGCAACUGUAGAAGGCUGGGAAUGAGCCUCCACUGUUUGGAGAGAAGAAUAAACAUGCAACAAUUACAUGACAGUACAAAGUAGACUACUAAAGAGGCUGGUACCAUUGAUCUCAUGCUGAGGAACUUCCAAGGACAGUGGGCCCAAGAAAACCCUUGUCAAUAGACUGAAGCCCUGAGUGGAACACUUCUGGUUUUUCAUGGGGAGGUGGGAGGGGAGUAGGGUGCUAGGGUGGGGGGCAGUACUUUUUCCUUGAGCUCAACAAUACUGAGGUACCUAGAGAGGAUGAGAAGAAUAUAUUAUAUUCUCUAACUUGGUCUUCCCCUAGUUUUCAUUUUGUGGAAAAAUAGGCCCCCUUUCUAUACAGUUUUCUGUUUCCUUUAAACAAAUUUUGAAAAGAAAUAUUUCUUCUGUGUCAACAGGAUGCGUGCUAAGUGCAGUACUCUGGUAGUUACUGCACAGGAAGUGAAAUGGAAAUUAUAGUUUACAGUGUGAAAUGGAUGGGCACAAGGCUUUUAUCUUAAUUGAAUGUUGUGUCAAUGCUACAAGAAUUUUGGGAAAGCAAGCAGCAGCAGAGAGCUGCAUUCCCAAGUGAAGGCGUGGUGGUCUAUGAGUCGCUGCCAUCUCCAGGACCUCCCUUUGUGAGUUAUGUGACCCUCCCAGGGGGAAGCUGUUUUGGCAACUUUCAGUGCUGCUUAAGUAGAGCUGAAGCCAGACGGGAUGCAGCUAAAGUGGCCCUAAUCAACUCGCUCUUCAAUGAGCUGCCCUCUCGAAGGAUCACUAAGGAAUUCAUUAUGGAGAGUGUGCAGGAAGCAGUUGCCUCCACCAGUGGCACUUUGGAUGAUGCAGAUGACCCCAGCACCAGCAUUGGAGCCUACCACUACAUGUUGGAGUCAAACAUGGGGAAGACCAUGCUGGAAUUUCAGGAGCUGAUGACCAUUUUCCAACUAUUGCACUGGAAUGGAAGCCUAAAAGCCCUACGUGAAACAAAGUGUUCCCGACAGGAAGUCAUCUCCUACUAUUCCCAGUAUUCCCUAGAUGAAAAGAUGCGCAGUCACAUGGCCCUGGACUGGAUCAUGAAGGAGAAGGAGUCACCAGGAAUCCUCUCUCAAGAGCUACGGAUGGCCCUGAGGGAGUUGGAGGAAGCCAGGAAAGCGGGACAAGAACUGCGGUUUUACAAAGAAAAGAAAGAAAUUCUGAGUUUAGCCCUGACUCAGAUCUACAGUGAUCCUGACACCUCCUCACUCAGUGAUGAUCAGCUGAGCCUAACAGCUCUCUGUGGCUACCACUAGCAAGGCCAGGUCCCGGCUGCCCCGAGGUUGGCAGAGGCUGGACUCUAUAGGAAGCUCAGUGAAGGAGGUCAUCAGAGGCUUUAGCACCUACAGCUACUACCUGAAGGCUGUACUAAUUUUUCCCAUCCAUUCCAUUCACAGAAUCUGAGAGUAGUAGGACCUUUACAGGACCCAGCAUUCCACUCGAUGCAAUUUUCCCAUCAUGCUUUCAAGAGUUCCACCUCUUACUGAAAGGAUGGAGACAAGAUUGUUGGAAAAAUAUUUUCCAGGUUUGGCUUCAACUUAAAGCCCUGUUGACAUGUGCCUUGCUAGAUUAUAUGUGUUGUUUUAAACAAUGGGCCAGUGUAGCAUCCCCCAAAAGGACAUCAGCCAAGACUGGUGAAAGUAGCAUGAUAGCAAUUUUUAAAAAUACUUGGGGUUAAAUAAAUGAGAUAAAAAAUA
Leptonychotes weddellii (Weddell seal) is the source of this 4052-nucleotide messenger RNA. The record is from RefSeq and is a predicted model, not a curated record. Lineage: Eukaryota; Metazoa; Chordata; Mammalia; Carnivora; Phocidae.